Molecule: messenger RNA, 2592 nt
Organism: Chenopodium quinoa (quinoa)
Lineage: Eukaryota; Viridiplantae; Streptophyta; Magnoliopsida; Caryophyllales; Amaranthaceae
Exons: 10
Coding region: 1405-2220 (271 amino acids)
Source: RefSeq, a predicted model, not a curated record
UUGCAAACAAACAGAUUCAAAGUAAGGAUCAUGCUCUUUUUAUUAUUAUUAUUUUUCUAACGAUUUUUAUAUAGUUGGAAUUAUGAUCAGAUUGGGUUUAUAUUAAUAUUGAUUCUAUUAUUUUUUAUUGAUCACCAUCACUACUACAUUUUUGAUCAAAUGUCACGGCCUAAUAAAGGCUAUUGCAACGGUAUUUUAAUUGCCGUUGCAAUAGAGUAGGCUAAUGCGUUUUAAUGUGUGAGAAGUAGAGCUAUUACCACGACUUUAAUGAACCGUUGCAUCAGCCUAGAUAUUUCAACAAAAAGGAAAGCUAUUGCAACGGUUUGUGAUUAUAGUAAUGGAAAUAGUAUGUAUAGCAGGCGCGCUGAAAAUUUCAUCUUCCCUCUACUUUUUUGCCCAAAUAUUUUGAACCCUUAUUUUCUCUCUACUGUACUCUCCGUAUACUUUCCCCAUUUUUCUGAUUUCUCCAUUUUUCUCUUCGAAUUCUCCAUUUCCCCCAUUUUUCCAUUUCCCCCAAUUCUAUUAAGCUAUUUUAAUUAGCAAUUCCAAAAACUUUAAAUUCUCAAUUUUCACCAAAUCUCCGAUUUUAAGGCCAUAAAAUACUCAAAAAUUACUUACAAUUUCUUGAAAAUUCUGAGAGGAAAACUUAGUGAAGUAGAGGAAGGCGGAACUCAAGAGGUGGUGUAAUUCAAGUGACGUUUGGUUGCUUAAGAGGCGGCGUAAUUCAAGUGGAGAAGUUCCAUUUUCGUUUUGCAUGUCCCUGUUGCUGAUAUCUCGACUUUGAGUUCAAGUGCAAGGCAGAAACGUAUACCAGAAAAUGAAGAUGAUGACUCUACGUCGGAAUACGAUGGUGAAAAUGAGGUUGAAACUGAUGACAUUAUGGAAGGUGACAAUGUCACUUCUGGAAAAAGAAAAGCUAGUAAGCAGGUUUCAAAGCAAGUAAAGAAGUCAUCAUUUCGCCCUAAAACUAUGGCUGAUGUUGUGGAAGUGAAUAGCCAUAAGAAGCAUGCAGUUGAUGAAGUUCAGAACACUUACUCAAUUGAGGUUGCUAGUGUUAAAGAUUAACGCAUCCAAAAGAAGCAGCAAGUUAUCUCAGAAAAGAAGGGAACAAAACGAGCGUUCUGUUCUCCUGGUUCUAUGUCAGCGUACCUUGAGUUCCGGAAAUGGCAAAAAGAAAAUAAUGAUGGGUUUGUAUCAGGUACUCAAUCUUUGAAUAAUUCUUUGACAAGAAAAGAAAUGAAUAAUGGCGCUGCAUUUAAUGAGAAUACCAAUGGUGAUGCUGAUGUACUAAGUGAGAAUGAGGAAGUGGAUGCACUAAAUUAGAAUGAUGAUGGUGUUGGUAAUGAAUAUGAGGGUGAUAAAGGAUUACAAGAUGAAGUUCAAUUUCAGUUUGGAAGCGAAGGAAUGCAAGAACCUCCUGAUUUAGAACCUGAAAAAGCUCCUAAAAGCAAAAGGCAUCGAGGUCCAACAAUGCUACCCAAGGUACAUGCACGAACAAGAGAAGAGCGUGAAGUUAUUGUUUUAAACUCACUGGGCCAACCAAUUGGACCUACACGUGAAAUUGUUCAGGAGUUCAAGCAAUUCUUGGGUACUGUGGCAAGGGAUUCUGAACUUGCACCACUAAAUUACAUUAAGUUUCCAUGUCUACCCACAGUUGACAAAAUGUGGGAGUAUGUCCAAGAAAAGUAUAUGGUUCCUGAAGCUGGAAGAGAAUGGGUGAUGCAAGCUAUCAAUGGAAGCUGGAAAGCUCAUAAAUGCUUGACUAAGAAGAACUACUUCUAUGCAUAUCCCACUGAUGCUUUAAGAUGGUUUCAUAAGCCAAACACAAUUUCAGAACCUCAAUUUAGAGAGCUUUUGCAAUAUUGGCAUUCUAAAGAGGCCGAGGAAAUCAGUAAGAUCAACAAAGACAAUCGCCUAAUUUUAGAUGACAUGCACACUAUGGGCCUUAACUCUUACGCAAUUUUACGCCAUGAGUUGAAACAACAAGAUCCCGAUAAGCAAGAUCCUUCUCAAGCAAGGGUCUAUAAGGAGUCAAGGAAGAGAACAGUGGGAAGGACAUACCUUACCAACCAAGAAAAAAUAGCAGAGAAUAUUGCUAAAAUGGAUGCUUUGGAGUCUUCCCAACAUGAAGAUGGUAGUAACUCUAAGGACCCUUACUCCGAAGUGAUUCCAGAACCUAAGCGUAAAAGCCGUGUACGCCUACAAGGAAAAGGAUGCUAACCCCGGGAUUAAUCUUGUCAUUCCUGAUUUUUCGAUUCCAUCGGCUCCAAAGGAUGCAUGUAGUGCGCCACAUCUUCUCGUUGACCAAAAUAGGCAAUCUUCUAAAUCUGGGGCUACAAUUAAUCAGGUGCAUGGUGAGCAAAAUGAAGAUGAAGUAUAGUGACUACAUGACUAGCUAGUCAUCUAACAAAUGGUGCAAAUAUUUUGGCGACUCCUAUCUAUUAGUUCAAGUUGUGAAGAUUUGAAAAAACCGGCUUAUAUAUAUGUUGGAAUUUGUAUUUUGGACGAUUAAAUUAAUUAUAUAACUUUAGUUUAUUAGUAGGGUGUCAUAUCGAAAACAAGUAAGUAAUAUUUUGUAAUGUACGUAUUUAG